Molecule: messenger RNA, 1218 nt
Organism: Laetiporus sulphureus 93-53
Lineage: Eukaryota; Fungi; Basidiomycota; Agaricomycetes; Polyporales; Laetiporaceae
Exons: 4
Coding region: 1-1218 (405 amino acids)
Source: RefSeq, a predicted model, not a curated record
AUGGCUCACAUAUCUGGAGCUCACGUCGCAUAUCACCAGCCGCUCGGCGAAGGACGAAAAGCGACACGACGCAUACCUAUGCAGCCUUUGUCUCGCCGUCGUCCCGAAAACUCGACAGCAGGUAGCACCCCAUAUAUUCGCCGCAGCGGCGCUCUGCCACUCGAUCCUCCGUCCGCAACAACGGAUCUGCGGAAUAUUCGAGGUGGUGGGACUGCGACACGACCACCACGAAGAGUGUGGUCAGACGGUUUACCAGCUAUCGACACCACACUCAUGAACGUCGUUCCCUAUGUAAACGCACAAACAGAGCCAGCCAACGACGGUCAAACUACCCGUGAACAAGGCGAUCAGCAAGCCGUUCCUCUGCCCGAGCUCCUUUCCCCCAUUCUGGCAGAGAUGAAACUGGGUCAGCUUGAAGGAGGUGGAACAGUGCGUGGUGAUGGGAUCAUGGUUGCUGUGAUUGAAGAGCGCAAUCCACUGUCGUUGCAGCCACUCAGUUCGGAUGACGAGGAGGAGGAGCUGGUGGAUCCAUUCGGGCCAGAGCCUGAAUCAAUCCUAUUUUCACCUUUGAGACCACAUAACGUGGUCUCUGUGGCCUUGGACAAGGUGCCAGAGCCUGCAGUGAUCUAUUCAAGUACAUAUGCAGACAAUAGGCGGCCUCUCACUUCAAUGACAAGCGACGCCUCACCCCACUGGCCAUCACGGUCGAGCGCCACCGUACUAUCCAGCCACUUGAACUGGAGAGACGAUGGAACACACCGGCAUCAGGCCAGUCAGACGGCGACGAAGACCAUUCAUCAGGACCAGAAGGCGGCGACUGCAUUCAGCCGGUUUGGCCCGAUGAAGGAAGCGAUAGCCAGGUGCACGAGCCGCACACCAGCUGCAGCGCACUCCGGUCACACCAGGAGUAUGGGCCACAUGCAGGUGACACCGAGACCAAUGCGCAAGGGUGACUGUCAUCCUUUGAAGCUACCUUCAGGCUCCCCCCUUCGUCUAUCCUCUCGCGCACGAUUGCAGGACGACAGCGUGUCGGAUAAUCAGAGAUACUUACCCAAAAACGUGCGUCAUGAAUCGACGGCAACGGAUUCGAUCAGCAUCUCCGGUACGGCAGCAGAGCGGAAGAAGAGGGUCGCGGACCGGUUGAGAACUACUCGAGCGUUCGAUGACUUCUUCGAGGCCGCAGCGAGGAAGAUAUUGGGCGAGGGAGAUGAAGCAUAA